Molecule: messenger RNA, 534 nt
Organism: Lotus japonicus
Lineage: Eukaryota; Viridiplantae; Streptophyta; Magnoliopsida; Fabales; Fabaceae
Product: agamous-like MADS-box protein AGL62
Exons: 1
Coding region: 1-534 (177 amino acids)
Biological process (GO): regulation of transcription by RNA polymerase II
Molecular function (GO): DNA-binding transcription factor activity, RNA polymerase II-specific; protein dimerization activity; RNA polymerase II cis-regulatory region sequence-specific DNA binding
Source: RefSeq, a predicted model, not a curated record
AUGGAUAUGUUGAAUCAGGAGAAGAAAACCACAGGCCACAAGAACAUUGAGAUCAAGAAGAUUGUCAAGAAAGAAUAUAAGCAGAUCACGUUCUCGAAACGACGCCCAGUCCUGUUCAAGAAAGCAAGUGAACUAUGCAUUUUAUGCGAUGUUCAAAUAGCAAUUGUUGUGUUUUCUCCAGGUGGAAAAUUGUUCUGCUUUGGCCAUCCCAACCCAAAAACCGUCAUCACUCGCUAUCUCAAUGGAACUACUUCUGAAGAUUCGGAACCUGGAAAGCCAAGACCCAUGCCUUCAACAUAUGAAGGGUACAAUAAACGAUACGAGGCGGCGAUAAAGAGAUUGGAGAUGGAGGAGAAGACACUAGAAGAGAUGGAAUUUAUGAAGUUUUUGAACGUAGGAGAAUGGUGGAACGAUCCGAUUGAGGAGAUGAGGGUUGAUCAAGUUGAGCAAUUUAUGUUGUGUUUAGAUGACUUAAGGGUAAAUCUGGUAAUAAAAGCAAAUGAAUUGGCGAGGAUGAAGAAAUCAGUUUUGUAG